Messenger RNA from Anarrhichthys ocellatus (wolf-eel), 2501 nucleotides. Its product is annotated as fibrinogen silencer-binding protein. Bases 317 to 1297 code for a protein of 326 amino acids. The transcript is spliced from 2 exons. NCBI's taxonomy places the organism in Eukaryota, Metazoa, Chordata, Actinopteri, Perciformes, Anarhichadidae. The record is from RefSeq and is a predicted model, not a curated record.
AGUUAAGCCUGAUUCUUAUUGUGUGCAGCACAGCCUGUUUUUGUUGUGCAACGUGGCUGAGGGAGAACCAAGGAGUGGUGUAUGAAUCCAUGCACAUGUUAGACAUAGUUUAUGUUUGAUUUAUAAGAAGAAUAGAAGGAACAUGGGAAAUGUAUGGGAGUAAGACCGGUGUUGGCUUCAUCACCGUGGACCAAGAGAAGCCAGCAGCAGGGACAAAAAGAAGACAGGUGGGAAGAGUGAGGAGCCUUAGUAUUGAGUGUGGCUGCUGAACAGCCAUAGGCCUGACUCGAUCUGUGUGAGUCGGCUAUGCUAUAAGAUGGCAUCCAGCUCUGUGUUCCUGUCUAGUAUGGUGGGUAAAGCUCGCUCCUCCAACUUCACCCUCUCUGAGAAGCUGGACCUGUUGAAGCUGGUCCGUCCUCACAUCCGCAUCCUGGAGGAGCACACCAACAAGCACGCAGUCAUCGUGGACAAGAACAAGUGCUGGGACACCGUGGCUGAGCAAUACAACGGCUUGGGAGGGGACCGACCCCAUCGCACCGCUCAGGGCCUCAGGACCCUCUACAAGAGGCUGAAGGAGUCGGCCAAGCAGGAAGUGAUGCAGCGGAGACACGCCCAGCCAGAGUACAGAGCGAGCAUCUCUGAGCCAACCAGGAGAAUCAUGGAGAUGAUCCCUCACCUGUUUCACCACGUGCCCAUCCAUGAAAAGGACCAGGCACUUCGCAGAUUAAUAUACAGCAAGCACAACUCUCCCGUCGAACAUCCUGGCAGCAGCUCCUCUCUGGCUGGACUCCAGGAUUACUCAGCAGCUGUCCCAAGUAUCCCCCAUGAGGUGGUACAGCUGGACCCUGAAGAGGAUGUUAAACCACCGCCAAACCUCCCCAUCCUCUCCGCACACACAGAACCAGGGCUGGACGGUGUCCAGGAGCGGGAGGAGGAGGAGGAGGAGGAGGACCAGGAGGACUUGGGCAGCAUUCAGGAUUUUGAAGCAUCGCUGUCUCCCGUCCCCUCCUCCGUAAACAUCGCCCUCUCCGCCUCGCCGCUGCCGUUAGGCCACGACCUCUACCCCAACGACAUCUACCCUCACCACGAGCCCGACAGGUUUCGCCCUCUGCACCUUGCCAAAGAGGAGCACGAGAUGGUGGUGGCCAAUCACAGGAAGGUUGCCAUAUACCUGGAGGAGAAGAGGGAGGGGCUGAAGAGGAAACAGGACCUGGAGGAGGAACUGCUGAGAGCCAAGAUCAAAGUGGAGAAACUAAAGGCUGCUCGCCUGAGAAACGGACUGCCAAUUCCUCUAUAAAGAGCACGAACGCGCACAUCUGUGUCCAGCGUCAGACGGGGAGAGGCUCUGAGGACAUUAAAGUGUGGAGGAGAAGCUGAUCACACAUCAGUUUCAUGUUUGAGAACUUGAAUUUCUUUUGGAAACAUAGUGCCUCGUACAGACACUGAAAGCCUAUUUGCAUAUAGCAGGAUAAGGCGCGCUUGUGUUGCCAUCAGUCUGUGUUUAUACCUGUCCGUGUUAUAAAUGUAUCGUUGUUACUCUUAUUGACAGAACUGACCGUGUAAAUGCUCUCAUUACAAACACUGUGACUGGCCAAAGUAGAUUAAGUAAAUGUGAACGUCCAGCUAUUUGGAGGGGAAUGUCUGUAGUGAUGAGUGGCUUGUACCACGAUGGUGCUUCUCCUGCUUAGAUGUACGACCAAUAUGCAUCUAUGGGAAUUUUAUUAUAGUGUGGAUGAUCUUCCAGCAUUUACUGUAAUGAUAUACUGGAGUGUGAGAGUCUGCCCAGAUCCCAUCAGGGGGAUUAUUUGUGCUCUUUUAAUUCUUUGUAAAAAAAUAAAUUUAAAUUCAGUAAAAAUCCGAUGUGAUAAACUAAAAAAAGCAUUUCUUCUUCGUAUUCAUAGGUAAACAAACUAGGGCACUUAAUCAAAGUACUGUAGGUGGGACAUGUAGAAGAAGCGCUCCAAUCGAACAGUUCCACUCUUAUUGUGUAGAACUGAGAGAUAUUCCGAUACCCGGGGUUGAAGCACAAGUCAAACUGUCGAAGGCCUUAAUCACAAGAUGCUCAUGAUUACAAAUCCUGUUAUUGAAUUUACAUGAAGUGUAAAAGUGUUAAAGUCUGAUAUUCACUCUGGUUGCUGGCAGAUGUGGACUUUGUUUUUGCGAUGUUAUUGUUAUUUAAUGUAUGUGACUACAACAUUGAUUGUAUUUCAACGUUCGUAUACGUGUGUAUGUUUCUUUUACACUUUGUCCGUAUGUUAACUUUUUUUCUAUUAAAACAAUAAUUAAAUUUGCUGUUUUUUGUGUAUUAGAUGUGAAACAGGCAUCCACUCAUGAACUCAGCUGAGGAAGAUGGAUUUUCUUUUUUCUUAAGUUCCUGGUAUUUGUGUCGGCUCGGUGCAGCACUGACACUGCUGGUGAGGUACGUAUUUGAUAUCUUUGGUGGUUUUUCACUAUGUUGUAUGUUUUUGUGUUGCAGGAGUGGAUGGAUACCCUCCGUUGAC